UUUGGGUUCUCAAGUCAUUUUCCUAUAAUCCUGCGUCUUCCUUCUGCUCGUUUCUCUCGCCCAUCGGAUAAACCCUAAAUAAGAACAGCUCCAAUUGGGGUCGUAGCUGAGAUCUUGAGGUUCAUUGCCGUGUGCGGUCUUUUGGUUGCUUUGCUGCUCCUUGGAAAAUGAGUCAUCAGCUUGGCUUCAUAUGAGUAAAAGCUUCUGUUUUGAAAUUGGAGUUAAGAUAAAGACGAUUUCAUGGUCAAAAACAUGAAGAAAGGGAUGCAUCCUCAGCUGCAGUAUGUUUCUUAUGUGACUCAAAGCGGGAGGCUGAUGCACGUGCUGAUGACUAAAAUUCACCAUGUUGGUAAAGUGUACCAUUUCAGGGCUAAGCGUCAGAUGGCUCAGAGCCUCGGCCAGAUCGCAAAGUUCAAGCGACGUUAUGGUGAGAAUACCGAGGAAAAUGAUGCAAAAUAAGCGUUCCUACAAUUUAGUUGUUUUAAGUAGCACAACAUUUUAAGUUUGGAGUUGAGCAGACCUUGAAAUGAUGUUAGUUGUAUUGAAUUGUCAAAAAUGCUCCACGUACUUGACCUCCCUUCGCUUGGAUGAUUGGAUCUCAAGUGGUUUAAGUGAAAAUAAUUUGUUGGAUGAUAUUGGGAGCUUCUUGUUUGUAGUUGACGUCGAACAAAUUGGGUGCAUAAAUUGAUGAAACUCGAAGACGUUAUCACACAUGAUCGUGGAACUUCAUUUUUAUGGUUGGUGGUUUAAAAGUCUUGAUUGGAGCAAGAACUUUAUAUAUAUAUAUUUUUACCAUUUA
Messenger RNA from Asparagus officinalis (garden asparagus), 799 nucleotides. RefSeq lists its product as uncharacterized. Bases 241 to 459 code for a protein of 72 amino acids. Lineage: Eukaryota; Viridiplantae; Streptophyta; Magnoliopsida; Asparagales; Asparagaceae. The transcript has 3 exons. The record is from RefSeq and is a predicted model, not a curated record.